AUGCUCUCUGCCAUCUCCCUCGUCCCCUCCGCCCUCCUCGCCCUCCUCCUCUACGCUGUCUACAAGCUCACCAUCCUCCUUCCAUCGGCGGCCCCUUUCACCUCUCUCCCGGUCCAUCGCCCCUUAUCUGCCCCAGUCACGGGGGCCACAAAUAAAGACACCCUCCUCCCCCCGCCCCCCUUGAAAGGUCAAUGGAUCGUCGUUGCUGAACCUCCAUGGACGUUCAGCCUGUCGACGUCUGCCCUGAACCCCGUCCCCUCUCUCGUCCUCUCCUUUCUCAAUUUCCGGAACUCGCAGCGUCUCAAGAAGCUAUAUGACCUUUCUAUUGCUUUAGGUCUGGUGGGGAUGGUCGCAGGGAUAGCCGGCGCGGGCUAUGCCGGAUGGGCUGUAUGGACUGAAGUUUGGGCAGAAUUUGAAGGGCAUGUGGGUGUGGCUGUAGGAGGAGCCGUUGUAGAGGGCGUAGAGAUGGCAAAGAGGAGUGUGGAUCUGAUACUUCCUUCUGGAGAGACUCAGACAGGUUCUGGAGGUGGACUUCAGCCCCUAAUACCUGGAAUCACCAUGCCCUUGUCCCACCUACCUGCAUUCUUGCUCGCUUUGGUGUUCAACCAGCUGGUGCACGAGCUGGGACAUGCUCUGAGCGCGGCUUUGGACGAUGUCCAACCAUCAAAGUUGAGCCUCACUCUCAGCUACUUUGUCCCUAGCAUGGCUGUGGAAUUUGGGUCUUCCAUGGAUAACCUCGACCCUAAUGCCAAGAUGAGAAUAGCCAUCUCUGGCCCCGUCCACAACCUUAUGACAUGGUUGACGCUGUGGCUACUCGCGUCCAGCGGCCUGACAAGCAUGUUCUGGAUCGACCGCUCAUACCAAGGCGCCGUCGUGCAAGACAUCCUCUGGACUUCUCCUUUAUCUCAGCACUUUCAACCAGACGAGGUCGUUACCCAUCUCAAUGAUAUCCCUCUGUCACAUUCUGCCUUGGUCUCGCCGACCGAGAAAUGGACUUCGUACCUUGCCUCUGAUACGGCCGAUGACACCACCCGUGGCUGGUGUGUUAAUGCUGUAUCGUUCCUCUCGCUCUCGCCCCUCCCCUGCAAUGCGUCCACCAAUGGCUGGAGAGAAGGAAGUAUUGCAUUCAUCACAAACGAGUUUGAUGACGCAGACGCAAAGAAAGAGGAGGAGAGAUGUCUCCCGCCCCACCCGAUACUAGACAUUCCCAGUAAGGGGUGCCCUUGUCCGGACCAUCGCUGGGUGUGCGUCAGGCCCAAAUCAGAGGAAAUCGUGCGGAUACGCGUGAGAGGGAGUUGGGGUAGAGAGCGGGUGGUGCUCUGGGAUGGGGAUAGGGAGGAGGUGUUGAGGCAUGUGAGGGUUGGAAAGGAGAGUGGGAGAUGGUGGACUGGGGGCGUACGAGCCGGCGCUCUCUUAUUCAAGUAUGCCCCAAUCGUUUCAUAUGUAAACGCUGCUGACGAAUGUUUCAGAUACAUCAAGACGAUCGCCUUUUCGCUGUUCAUCUUCAACCUCCUCCCCUUACCCUAUACCGACGGCUCCCAACUCCUCUCCUCUCUACUCCAGUGGCACCCUGCCCCCCGCCCCCUCACCACUCGUACAUUACAAGCAACACUCUCCAGCUCGAAACCGUUGACGGAAAAGAGCGAAAAGAUUGGGGCGGAAGCGGAAGAGUAUGAGCUGGGAAGCGAUGAGGAGGAUCAGGUGGGGUUGUCGGACGUUGCGUCUAGGCGCGUCGGGAUGGGUGCCAGAAAGAGCCCGCUUUGGAAGAGAAGACUGAGACUGGCGGUUCAGGGGUAUAUGGUUGUUGUCUGUGUGGUGUGGGUGCUGGGGUGGGGUAUGCUGCUGCUUCUGCGAAGCAGUUAA
Molecule: messenger RNA, 1863 nt
Organism: Cryptococcus wingfieldii CBS 7118
Lineage: Eukaryota; Fungi; Basidiomycota; Tremellomycetes; Tremellales; Cryptococcaceae
Exons: 3
Coding region: 1-1863 (620 amino acids)
Biological process (GO): regulation of response to endoplasmic reticulum stress; membrane protein intracellular domain proteolysis
Cellular component (GO): cytoplasm; membrane
Molecular function (GO): metalloendopeptidase activity
Source: RefSeq, a predicted model, not a curated record